UUUAAUUUGAGAUUUAUGAAAAGAAGUUUGUGGAAAAUUUGUGUAAAAUACUGCAAAAAGUACUGCUGAUUAUAAGAAAAUUUAAACCAAGCGAUACUGUAAAAUGUCUCUUUUUGGAAUGAUGGGUGAUUUAGAGGAUGAUCCAAUUUUUGGGCAUCAUAUGCGUUCGAUGAGGCAAAUGAAUAACAUGAUGAACUCAUUGUUUGCGGAUCCAUUCGGAAUGUUAGGUGGACUGGAUAGUAUUGCAGGCCCAUCGCUCAUGAGCCCUCGUGGAGGAUCCGCUAUGAUGCCUUUCAUGGGACCGACCAUGAAUAUGAAUCGUUUGCUGAAUAGCAAUGAUGGACCGUCUUAUUGUACCAGUAGUGUAUUUUCGAUGACUUCGGGUCCCGAUGGACCUCAGGUUUAUCAAGCCACUUCAAGCACACGCACUGGACCGGGGGGAGUCAAGGAAACGCGCAAAACCGUUCAGGACAGCCGAUCUGGCACCAAGAAAAUGGCGAUCGGACAUCACAUCGGGGAGCGUGCUCACAUAAUCGAACGCGAACAGAAUGUUCACACAGGAUCUCAAGAAGAGCGGCAGGAUUUCAUUAACCUGGACGACGAAGAAGCAGAGGAUUUCGAUCGGGAAUUUCAGACCAAAGUACGCAGUUCUCUAAGUCUCUCUGGCGGUAGACGUUCAGGACCCGAAAUCAUGGAGCUACCAUCAAAUCAGCCAAACCCACCGCAUAUUCGUGCUAUAACAAACAGUCCGUACAACGUGACAUCUCCGAGUAGCAGUGGCCAGUACCAGCAGCAACAAUCGACGACGACACCGUUAGCCACUAACCGUAAUCGCAUAACUGGUGCACCGUCAGUAACGUCCCGCAGGGGUAUCCGAUCGCCGGCUUCAUCCCCGCUAGCGCUACCUCCAGCGAGCGGAAGUGGACACAUUACAACAAGUGUGCACCCGCAUCCGUAUAACAUGGCUGGUAGAAAGAAUCGCUCUAUCAAAGGCCCUUCCUCUUCACCGUAUCAUCAGUAAGAGAGCUGCAAAAGCCAGCUGCCCCCAGAUAGCAAAGGACGAUCACAGCAGUGUGAGACCGAUAUGAAAAUCAAAUUCGCGAUUCCCAAUCUACUGAAUUUUCCUGCAAACCGACCGGCAAAUGAAAAACCGAACAUCGGACAUUGUUCGAGCUUUGCAACAAUUCUAUUCUACUGUUUAAUCUUAAUAUCAUUAUCGAAAAGACGUGGUUCAGUGCUUCAUUCGACUGCUCUUUUGUGUCAAAUAACUGAUCCCAAUUUCAAAACUAUGUAGAUUUGAUUAAGUACACAGCAAGCAACAUUCAAAAAUGUUAUAGCUGAUGGUUGCGUCUCGUCUAUGUUAGUAUUCUAGAAUGAGUUGAAACUUAUUUUCGUCGAGUAAUUGUUAUUUUUUUCAAAUGAGUUCAUGUUAUCUUUCUAAACAGGAAUGUUCAUUAGUACAAUAGAUACGUAUUUACCAAGUCGAUUGAGGUUGUUUUGUUUUAGAAGUUAAUAUCCAUAUAUCUUAAACUGAGAAUCUUUUAACAACGGAUUUUCAUUAAAAGUGUUUUAAUGAAAGAGUCCGCUUUCUGCUAAUCAACUGUCAAAGAUUGUAUGAUCAAAGAGGUAAAUAUAGACAUGCUGCACGACUUAGAUAAUAUUUAAGUGGUGAUAGCCAUGAAUGCUGGAUUAUCCGGAAGGGUUUUGCUGUACAAACCUUUAUUUAAAAAAAGUUUUCUUAUAUCUUCCGUGAUGUUCUGUAUUGAAGUCUUUAACAAAUAUUUCUCAAUUAUUUUAAAAAGAGGCGAAACACAUCACCAUGUUCCGAAUUAUAUGGUACAAUAUUUCCUUGCGACAAGCGUUUAUCAUUUAGGCUAUAGAAAGUGUAGUUUUUCAAUGUAACCAAUGCGGUGAAAAGCCGGAUGAAAAAAAAAAAAAUAUUCCUAGAUAUGAAUGAAGGUUAAUCCCUAACAAACACGAGAGAAGGAAACUUUCUUUCUUUAUUCAUAAGAUUUGUUCAGUGAAGCCGAGCAGAACGUUAGAUUAGCUAUUAAAAUUUGAUACCUAUAUGUAUAUGGUUGGCCCGAAAAUGGCAAAUCAAAAGCUAAACCUUGAAUUGCGGAAGGAUGUGGCUGCAUAAUUAUUGCUAGUAUAAUCAGUAGAGUAGCAUACGUUUUGUUCUUUAAUUUAUGGAGUGUUUGUAAGAGGACAACUAUAUAUAAACAGUAAAAUAAAAUGAUAG
Molecule: messenger RNA, 2242 nt
Organism: Sabethes cyaneus
Lineage: Eukaryota; Metazoa; Arthropoda; Insecta; Diptera; Culicidae
Gene: Mlf
Product: myeloid leukemia factor
Exons: 4
Coding region: 104-1021 (305 amino acids)
Biological process (GO): regulation of DNA-templated transcription
Cellular component (GO): cytoplasm; nucleus
Source: RefSeq, a predicted model, not a curated record